GUGGAGUAUCUCCUCAAUUACUAUUACACCCGGCUGAUACAAGGAUCUGUAGAAACACAGGUUGAUUCCAAAGAAAACUGCUUACGCGAACAGGAUUGGUGUUUUGUUUUGUUUUUUAAAAUCAAGCUGGUAUAUUUUUGUUUUCUUCCUUUGUCAGUAUCAUUCAGUAACUGGGUUCAUAGGAAAGCUGUAAACGAUUUUAAACGUAAAUCUUCAAGAACGAGAUGGCAAGAGGAGAGGGCGCAGAGCAGUACUCCAAUGCAAGUCUUCUACAAAAACCCAGCCCAGAUGGAAUCAAAUUGGCAGCAAAGCGUGAAUCAAAGGGCCGGCUGUCGGUGUGCAACAAGUUGUGUUAUGCCGUUGGAGGAGCACCAUAUCAGAUAACAGGAUGUGCAAUCGGCUUCUUCCUUCAGAUCUACCUGCUGGACGUUGCUUUGUUGGACCCAUUUUAUGCCUCCAUCAUCUUGUUUGUGGGUCGAGCAUGGGAUGCUAUCACGGACCCUACUGUGGGUUUUCUGGUCAGCCGGAGUCCCUGGACCAGAUUUGGACGAAUGAUGCCCUGGAUCAUUCUCUCUACCCCAUUUGCUGUGCUAUGCUAUUUUCUCAUCUGGUAUGUGCCGUCUGUUGAGCAAGGCAAAGUUUUCUGGUACCUUAUCUUCUACUGCUCCUUCCAAACAUUACAGACGUGCUUCCAUGUACCGUACUCUGCUCUUACCAUGUUUAUCAGCACAGAACAAAAAGAGAGGGAUUCGGCCACAGCCUACCGAAUGACUGUUGAGGUUUUGGGCACACUCAUUGGCACUGCUGUUCAAGGUCAGAUAGUGGGAAUGGCUAAUGCUCCCUGUAUCAGCUCUGGAGAAGACCUGAACUCCACAGAUCUACAGGUGACUCCUGAGGUCAACAUCACUGAGCCUCAUGUUUCACUUCAGCACCUGAGAAAUGCUUAUAUGAUUGCGUCUGGUGUCAUCUGCUCCAUUUAUGUCAUCUGCGCCGUGGUCUUGUUCCUUGGUGUGAAAGAACGAAAAGAGACCUGCAGGGUUAGGACUGAGCCCAUGUCAUUUUUCCAGGGCAUUCGUAUGGUAAUGGGCCACGGUCCAUAUGCCAAGCUGGUCAUGGGCUUCCUCUUUACCUCUCUGGCCUUUAUGUUUCUAGAGGGAAACUUUGCACUGUUCUGUAGCUACACCCUGGGCUUUAGAAACGACUUCCAAAACAUCCUGCUCGUCAUUAUGCUCUCCGCCACACUUGCUAUCCCAUUUUGGCAAUGGUUCCUCACGAAAUUUGGCAAGAAGACUGCUGUGUAUAUUGGGACUACAUCUGUGGUGCCUUUCCUGAUCUCUGUAGUCUUGGUGCCAAGCAAUCUUAUCGUGACGUACAUUGCAUCUUUUGCUGCUGGAGUCAGCGUUGCAGCGGCCUUCCUCCUGCCCUGGUCCAUGCUUCCUGACGUUGUGGAUGACUUUAAAGUCCAAAAUCCAGAAUCCCAGGGCCAUGAAGCCAUCUUCUACUCCUUCUAUGUGUUCUUCACCAAGUUUGCAUCUGGAGUCUCCUUGGGGGUCUCAACUCUUAGUCUUGAUUUUGCCGGCUACGUGACGAGAGGUUGCACGCAACCCGCCGAGGUCGAUUUAACCCUGAAGAUCCUGGUGUCCGCUGCUCCGAUAGUUUUGAUCAUUAUCGGGCUGCUAAUAUUCAUCUCCUAUCCCAUCGACGAGGAAAAGAGACAAGGCAACCGCAAACUUCUUAAUGAACAACGAGAAAAUGAGAUCGACUCAGAAGCAGACUCCACUGAGAACAAUGCGGUUUAACAGGACAGUGUGCCAUUUGCAAUCGGACCAACAGAGCCAAAACUUUGAACCAACCAUGCUGCCUUCUGGCUGAAAACUUCCACCAAUAUCACGCCUACACAACAGCGGAUCAACUUUAAACGUAGCCUUUGCCAGCUCAAGUUCAAAGUGCCUUGCCAUUUCCAGGUGCAAGUGCUAAUGGACGCUAGAAAUGUUUCUCUGAGUUGCACAAAACCGAAGGGAGGGCGGGCUUGUGUGUUACCAGUAUUUGUGCUGCUCCCUGGCAUAGGAUCUCAAAGCAGUGUCCAAAAACAGCGAGCUUUUGAUAAGCACAAAUCUAAAACUGCACUAAAAAAAAAAGAUCUGAGGUGGGACAUGUCUACCGUAAGAAGAAACUUGAAACAUUUAGAAAGGUUUUUAGGUGCUAAAACCAAAAAUGCAUUUCAAUCAUGAUUGAAAAGUACAUUUUGGGAUGAAUAUCUGUGAAACUGUACACUACGCAAGUAAUGUUUGUACGUAAUUUAAUAUUUAUAAUACUUUUUGUGCAUCUAACUGAAUAAGCAAACUUGAAACCAUGAGACCUAAGGGGUUUGAUUACAUCAAACCUUAGUUUUGCGCACAAAGGGUUAUUGUUUGUUUCUUGUAUUACUGUUCUUCGCGCACCCCUUCUAUUAUGUUCCCUUUUUAUCCGUUUCCGCUCUUUUGGGGCAUACAGAGCUCUUUUAGAGGGAUGCGCUGAGGGAUAAACUUACAGAUUUGAUCCUCGAUGCUUCAGAUCUGCUGACAACUGAGGCAGUGAACUAGCAAUGGGGUUAAAAUGCAUUAUCAAUUGCUUCUGGUGUGAGAUUAAAGAUUAUUUAAGUAUUUAUUACUUUUGUUUUAAAUCAUAUGUUGAUUUAUGUAUGUUUCUCCCCUCUUCCUUAAUCUAACUUGUUUAAGGGCCUCAGUCAGUAUAAUAAGGGCAAUUAGAAUAGUUUUCACUGCUGAAUUAUAUCUAAUAUGCAGUUAAUUCCUAUGGAAAAGCCAAUCAAUGUGUUUUACAGGUGAUAUUGCUGUUUGUUUAGGUGUUAAUCUGAUUUCUGGUCUGUUUACUUUGUGUCAGUGUUCUUUUGUUUGUCCAUAUAGUAGUCGUCUUAGAAGUACCCUUGCUGUAUAGUAAUAAUUAAUGUCAGUUCUCUGCCUGUAACUUUUGUCAGUUAUUUGAAUGCCAAGUGUUUCCACACCAUGUGAUGUGAUACAUGUACAUAGACCAUGACUUUUCAUUUUCUCUCUGGGGAAAAUGGAAUUGCUUGUAAAUAACAUUUAAAGUGUUGUAAAGUGCUGUAUGUUAUAAAUAUGUACAUAUGAUGAUAUGCAACAAUUUUCUAACAACUGUCAAUUUUGUAUUGAUGCAUCUGUAACCUUUCUUGUUCUCAUUAACACCAGUUUGUGGCUAAAUGUUGCGAUUUCCAUAUUCUGGUAUCAAAAAUUACAGUUAUUGUAUAUAAUAAAUAUGCUGAUGUUUGUACAGAUUUUUUUUUUUUUUUUUGGAUGGAUGGAAUAAAUGUACAUGUGUCUAGUUAUUUAAAUUUGAAACUGUUUGUUAAUAAACACUAAAUAAUA
Molecule: messenger RNA, 3380 nt
Organism: Megalobrama amblycephala (Wuchang bream)
Lineage: Eukaryota; Metazoa; Chordata; Actinopteri; Cypriniformes; Xenocyprididae
Gene: mfsd2ab
Product: major facilitator superfamily domain containing 2ab
Exons: 14
Coding region: 225-1799 (524 amino acids)
Biological process (GO): carbohydrate transport
Cellular component (GO): membrane
Molecular function (GO): lysophospholipid:sodium symporter activity
Source: RefSeq, a predicted model, not a curated record